UUCCCCUCAACCUCUACCAGGUUUUUUUUUGCCAGAAAAAUGGCGUCCUCCCUGCUUUCUCCUUCCAGGAUCUUACUCAAAGGAUCAUCCAUGGUUCUUCCACCGCCAUUAAUGGCUGCUCGCAGGUUACCCAAGAUGAAGAAGGGAGCGAUAAAGUGCAAGGUGGAGGAGAAGCGAGAAGGGAAGAGGUCAGAAGAAAGGAUGGUUUCGGGGACGGUAGCGACGGUGGCGAUGGCUACAAUGGCAGCGGCCGGUCCGGCAGUGGCGCUGGUGGAUGAGAGGCUGAGCACAGAAGGGACAGGGCUGCCUUUUGGUUUAAGCAACAACCUGCUAGGGUGGAUUCUAGUUGGGGUGUUUGGUUUAAUUUGGGCUCUAUACUUUGUUUAUGCUUCGUCCUUAGAUGAAGAUGACGACUCUGGUUUGUCACUCUGAAUCAAUCACCACUGGUAUAUAUUGUCUGUUUUAGCUCGUUACGUAUCA
This is a messenger RNA of Cucurbita pepo subsp. pepo (vegetable marrow), 480 nucleotides long. RefSeq names its product photosystem II reaction center W protein, chloroplastic-like. The record is from RefSeq and is a predicted model, not a curated record. Lineage: Eukaryota; Viridiplantae; Streptophyta; Magnoliopsida; Cucurbitales; Cucurbitaceae. Gene Ontology annotation, biological process: photosystem II stabilization; photosynthesis. Gene Ontology annotation, cellular component: chloroplast; photosystem II; chloroplast thylakoid membrane.